AUGGCCCCGGGAGUCACACGUUACAAGGCUGAUUUUCCCAGUGGGGAAACUGAGGUGGGGAAAGGGGAAGAUAUCUCCCAGAGCCCACGUGGUCAUGUCCUUUGUGGAGCUGCCCUUGAAACGCUGGCUGUUGACCUUCAGGCCUUAGGAGAGGCGGCUGAUUGCAGAGGGAAGAGCACUGACCAUGUCUGGAGGCACGGGUCCUCGUUCGGGUCUGAAAAUGGUAUCAGCAUAUCAAUCCAGCUGGCUUCCCCAGCCCCAUCGUUCCUGGUCAUCGUCAACCGAAAUACAGAAAGAGUCCUUACACAGGGGGGCAGCUCUAGCUAUGGUGCCACCCACUGUGAUGGGAUUCUCAACUUCAUAUCCCCAUGUAUUUUUUUCCUCAGUAAUUUAUCCUUCCUUGAUAUCUGUUACUCCACCAGCUGGGAACCAUAUGUCUUGGCCCAAUGCUUCAGGGACUUCCCCAUUAUUUUCUAUACCAGCUGUUAUGCCCAGAUGACCACAUCCCUCUUUCCAGGGAUGACAGAAUGUCUCUUCCAUGCUGUCAUGGUUUAUGACAGGUUUGUUGCAAUCUCCAAUCCCCUGCAUUACACCACCAUUAUGAAUAAUGAAGUUUGCGUACAGUUGGCCUUGGGAACCUGGGCAAGUGCAUUCUUAGUAGCAGUCUUACCAUUCAUUGCAAUUCCUGCUUGUUAUUAUGGACAGAAUGCCAUCAGCCAUUUUACCUGUGAGAUCCAGGCCCCGCUGAAGCUCAUCUGCUCAGACAUUCCUGUCAGUCUGAUUCUGGGUCUGGUUAUCAGUGUGUUCAUAUUGACCUUGCCUUUCACUAUCAUCCUUAUUUCCUACUUCCACAUUGUGGUUAUCGUGCUGAGGAUCCAUUCUGUAGAGGCCAGCCUCAAAUUUUUCUUCACCUGUGGACCUUAUCUAACUGUGGUCAACAUAUUUAAUGGUAUAGCCAUCUACAUGUACCUGAAACCUCAAAGAAAUCUCAGGAAG
Molecule: messenger RNA, 996 nt
Organism: Leopardus geoffroyi (Geoffroy's cat)
Lineage: Eukaryota; Metazoa; Chordata; Mammalia; Carnivora; Felidae
Product: olfactory receptor 13H1-like
Exons: 3
Biological process (GO): G protein-coupled receptor signaling pathway
Cellular component (GO): membrane
Molecular function (GO): olfactory receptor activity
Source: RefSeq, a predicted model, not a curated record